AAAUCUUUUGGGUUACAGCUCAAAAGGAUGGAGCAACCUUAAACUAUCUGUUUUCCCUUUCGUAACCUUAUAAGAGGUUAAAAUGGCGCUUGUUAGAGAGAAGUUUUAAAAGAGAGGGCACUUAGGAAAGUAGAAGGGCACACGAAGACGUUGGGGUAAGGAUCCGAUAAAAGAAGGUUUCCUAGACCUGAACUGCAAGAAGGCGCAAAACGGUGGAAAAUAUUAUUUCCCCAGAGUCGGCACGGUAAGCGGGACUUCUGAGCCAGCCGGUGAACACCAAAGCUAACUUGGACAUUUCAACAUUUCUUUGCAGAAAAUAAAAGCUGUAGCGAGAUUAAGUUGCGCGAUCCCAACGCUCCAAACGGAUCAUACGUGAUCGAUCCUGAUGGAGAAGGUGGCGUGAUAGCUUUCACUGUUGACUGUGACAUGACUGACAAGAACAACGUUGGCGUGACGGUCAUCAGUCACGACAGCGAAAACACAACACUGGUGCAAGGAUGUGAGCCGAAAGGCUGUUACAAGCGUGACAUUCACUACACUGGAACAAAUCUCCUUCAGCUGGGAAAACUAACGGCCAUAUCUGCCCACUGUGAGCAGUUUAUCAAGUACGAAUGUCAUCACUCAAUGCUCCUGCGGAACGGUAACAUGUUUGGCUGGUGGGUGUCACGUGAUGGGGACAAGAUGACUUACUGGGGAGGAGCGAACUCCAUUCAUUUAUACAAGUGCGCAUGUGGGGUAACUGGCACUUGUGCAAAUUCUGGAUAUGGAUGCAACUGUGACGAGAAUGACAAUGUGUGGCGCGAGGACAGCGGUUUGUUGACAAACAAAUCUCACCUUCCCGUCAUGCAGCUGAGGUUUGGAGAUGUAACCCCUUCUACCGAGCUAGGGUAUUACACCCUGGGAAAACUGAGGUGCUAUGGAAUACCCACCAAAUAAACACAUGCUUGACCUGUAAAUGUAUCAAGCAUUCUAAUGAUAACGACCUUAACGUAGCUAAACGUUAAUCCGGCUCUAGAUAAAUCACUUCAUAGAACAUAUAGCUAACAGAUUAUUCUGUUACGAAUUAAGAAAGCUACAAUACAUAACCAUUGCAUUGAUCAAAGGGUCCUAAAGUAGUUUGACUCUUAUCUAAGUGAUCUUCAACAGAAAUGGCUACUAAAUGUUGAGCUAUCUGUUGCGCGUGGUGCUAUCUAGGGUCUGACGAAUAAAAACGAAUCAAUGCUUAAAAUACCUAGAAUGGUCACAUCAGAGACUUGCUAGUAUUAAAUAUAUUCCCAAAGAUAAACACACAAAAUAAAGUUAAAGCCUCCGAGAAAGGCUUCAAUAAAUAAAUGACAUGAUUAUUCA
Orbicella faveolata is the source of this 1347-nucleotide messenger RNA. Its product is annotated as contactin-associated protein 1-like. The record is from RefSeq and is a predicted model, not a curated record. Lineage: Eukaryota; Metazoa; Cnidaria; Anthozoa; Scleractinia; Merulinidae.